Molecule: messenger RNA, 1530 nt
Organism: Dictyostelium discoideum AX4
Lineage: Eukaryota; Evosea; Eumycetozoa; Dictyosteliales; Dictyosteliaceae
Exons: 3
Coding region: 1-1530 (509 amino acids)
Biological process (GO): mRNA processing
Cellular component (GO): nucleus
Molecular function (GO): hydrolase activity; RNA lariat debranching enzyme activity; hydrolase activity, acting on ester bonds
Source: RefSeq, a predicted model, not a curated record
AUGAAAAUUGCAAUUGAAGGAUGUUGUCAUGGUGAAAUUGAAACAAUUUAUAAUUCAAUAAUUAAUAUAGAAAAGGUUACAGGAACAAAGGUUGAUUUGUUAUUAUGUUGUGGCGAUUAUGAAGCAUUGAGGAAUUUACAUGAUUUAAAAUCAUUAGCAGUUAAACCAAAAUAUAAAACUAUGGGAUCAUUUUAUAAAUAUUAUAGUGGUGAACUUAAAGCACCAAUGUUAACAUUAGUGAUUGGUGGUAAUCAUGAAUCGUCCAAUCAUUUCUCUGAAAUCAAUAAUGGUGGUUGGUUAUGCGAGAAUAUCUAUUUCAUGGGCAGAUCAAAUGUUGUUCAAUUUGGUGGUAUCCGUAUUGGUGGUUUGUCAGGUAUCUUUAAGGAAUACGAUUAUCAAAAAGGUUAUUUUGAAACCAAACCAUUCUCUGACGACCAUCUACGUAGUGUAUACCAUAUUAGAGAAUUGGAUAUUUUCAAAUUUAUGCAAAUCACCGAUCCAACACUAGAAAUUAUCAUCUCUCAUGAUUGGCCAAUGGGUAUAAUUGAUUAUGGUGAUCGUAAUUCAUUAUUACGUUAUAAAAAGGGUUUAAUUGAAGAUUCUGAAAAAGGUGAAUUAGGUAAUCCAGCUACAAUGGCAACUUUAAAACAUUUAAAACCAAAAUUUUGGUUCUCUGCUCAUUUGCAUGCAAAAUUUGCUGCUUUGGUUGAACAUGAAAAUAAUGAAAAUAAUGAAAAUAAAGAAAAUAAUCCAACAACAACAACAACAACAACUACUAAUACAGAGUCUUCAAAUAAUAAUAAUAAUAAUAAUAAUAAUAAUCCUACCACUUCUCCUACAAAUAAAACUAAUGAACCAUCAAUUGAAAAAACAAAUACAAAUAAAGCUAAUACAAAUGAAUUUACAAGAUUCCUUGGAUUAGAUAAAGUUUUACCAAAUCGUGAUUUCUUACAGGUACUUGAAUUUGAACAAAAAGUACCAAUUGGUGAACCAUUAAAAUUAUGUUAUGAUCCACAAUGGAUAUUAAUUCAAAGUAAAACUAAACAUAUUUCAGAAACAUAUAAUAGUCCAACUAAAAAACCAUUAGAUCCUGAAUUAUUUUCAAAUUUAUAUACAAAUGAAGAAGUUAAAAAAGUUGAAGAUAGAUUUAAAGAAAUUUAUAAAUUUAAAAAUAAAGAUAAUUUAAAAGAAAAUUUUACAAUUCAAGAUGCAUUGGAAAUUAAAAAAGAAAACUUUGUAAAGAAUACAUAUUGUUAUAAUCCAAAUUCAAACAGUCCAUUAUCCAAUUUACCACCAGCAUUUGAUAAUCCACAAAAUAAAAUCUAUGAUAAUUUAAUAAAAAUAAUAACCCAAGAUACUGAAAUUACAAAUGAAACUUUAAAAGAAUUGGAUGUUUCAACCUAUUCUGGAAAUUUAGAAGAAUUACAAAAAGAACAAUUAAAUCAACGUAAUAAUAAUAGACUUCAACAACAACAAAAUCCUCAACAACAACAAUACCAAGAUGAUUCUGAAAUCAUUCUUGAUGAUUAA